Cannabis sativa is the source of this 1791-nucleotide messenger RNA. RefSeq names its product high affinity nitrate transporter 2.5. Gene Ontology annotation, biological process: transmembrane transport. Bases 151 to 1710 code for a protein of 519 amino acids. The transcript is spliced from 2 exons. Lineage: Eukaryota; Viridiplantae; Streptophyta; Magnoliopsida; Rosales; Cannabaceae. Gene Ontology annotation, molecular function: nitrate transmembrane transporter activity. The record is from RefSeq and is a predicted model, not a curated record.
AUAUAAGAUUCUAAAAGAUAUAUUAGAAUAUACCCAGAAUCAAGUCAAGCUCAUCCCUUUAACCGCUUAAUAUAUUAUAUAUAUAUACACAUAUACAUAAUACCAUUUUUACAAACACACUCUUCAUUUUUGUUCAUAAAAAAAUUAAUCAUGGAAGGAGAAACCUCAACCACAGUGAUGAUGGACUCUUCUUCUAAGCCUUAUAAUAAUUCAAAGUUCGCUCUCCCUGUAGACUCAGAGAACAAAGCCACCGAGUUCAGAUUAUUCUCAGCAGCCAAACCCCAUAUGAGAGCUUUUCACCUCUCAUGGAUUUCCUUCUUCUCAUGCUUCGUCUCCACUUUCGCAGCCCCACCCUUAAUCCCAAUCAUCAGAGACAACCUUAACCUCACAGCCUCAGACAUAGGCAAUGCCGGAAUCGCCUCUGUUUCGGGUGCAGUCUUCGCACGUGUGGCAAUGGGAACAGCCUGCGAUCUCUUCGGACCCCGUUUAGCCUCUGCUUCUCUCAUCCUCUUAACUGCUCCGGCGGUAUACUUCACCGCCAUGGCCGAUUCCGCCACCUCCUUCCUCCUAGUCAGAUUCUUCACAGGCUUUUCUUUAUCAACUUUUGUGUCCACCCAGUUCUGGAUGAGCUCUAUGUUCUCUGCUCCGGUUGUCGGCGGAGCCAACGGAGUCGCCGCCGGUUGGGGAAACUUGGGUGGCGGCGCAACCCAACUCAUUAUGCCUUUAGUAUUUUCCCUUAUACGAGACUUGGGAGCAGUAAAGUUCACAGCUUGGAGAAUAGCUUUCUUCAUCCCUGCUUUGUUUCAGAUGAUGACAGCUUUCGCUAUCUUUUUCUUCGGCCAAGACACCCCAGAUGGAAACUUCCAUAGCCUGAAGAAAUCAGGGGAAAAACCCAAAGACAAAUUCUCAAGCGUUUUGUUUUUUGGUGUCACAAACUAUAGAGGGUGGAUUUUAGCACUAACGUAUGGAUACUGCUUUGGUGUGGAGCUUACCAUAGAUAAUAUCAUAGCUGAGUAUUUUUUUGACAGAUUUAAUCUGAAUCUUCACACGGCGGGGAUGAUUGCAGCGAGUUUCGGUUUGGCGAAUAUCGUGGCUAGACCGGCCGGAGGGAUUAUCUCCGACGCAAUGUCGAGAAGAUUUGGUAUGAGAGGAAGGCUUUGGGCUCUGUGGAGUAUGCAAACAUUGGGUGGAGUUUUGUGUGUGAUUCUUGGACAGUUAAGCUCUUUGGGUUCCUCUGUUGUGGUUAUGAUAUUAUUCUCUUUCUUUGUCCAAGCUGCUUGUGGUCUUACUUUUGGGGUUGUUCCUUUUGUGUCUCGAAGGUCAUUGGGGGUUAUAUCUGGUAUGACAGGAGGGGGUGGAAAUGUUGGUGCAGUUUUGACACAAAUGAUAUUCUUUAAAGGAUCAAAAUACUCAAAAGAAACAGGUAUAACUCUAAUGGGUGUUAUGAUUUUAUGCUGUACUCUUCCAAUAACAUUAAUCUAUUUUCCACAAUGGGGUGGUAUGUUCUGUGGUCCUUCUUCUUCAAAGAAUAAUGAUAAAGUGAGUACUGAAGAGGAUUAUUAUUUAUCUGAAUGGAGUUUGAGUGAGAAAGAGAAGGGUUUUCACCAAGCAAGUGUUAAAUUUGCUGAGAAUAGCAGAAGUGAAAGGGGUGGAAAACUUGACUCGGUUACAAGGCCUCAUGAACUCCCAUCAUCUUCCCCUCUUGUUUAACUAUAUGUUAUAAAUGAAGUUUUUAUGUGUAUAUAGAUUUUCCUAUUUAUAUAUGCAUGUUAUUAUUGGUGUUGGUUUGAA